AAUAAUUCAAAUAGCAAAACAAACCCCAUUUACCAGAUUAACCCUUCUCAAAACCAGCCUGUAUAGAGAGAGAGAGAGAGAGAGAGAGAGAGGGAGAGUUUUCCGAUGUCCAGUGUCGGUAGAAGUCAGUCUGUGAAGGUUGUGAUCAUCAACACCAAGUACGUGGAGACGGAUGCUAUGAGCUUCAAAGAUGUCGUGCAAAGGCUAACUGGGAAGGACUCGAGGGUGGCAUACGAAGUGCAGGAGCCAGUUACAAAGAGCCCGAAGUACUUUUUGAAAGAGGAAAUCAAUGGGAGGACUAGUAAUAAUGUUAUGGAAUCAUCAAAUACUUCUACUACUAGUACUAUGUCUCGGGAUAACUCUUCAGUUUUGAUGAGAAAUAUCUCGUUCAAGGAGUUCGAAAGAAUGUUCAGAGAGAUGCCUCCAGUAGAGGAGUUUUGGGCUGAGUAAUAUAUUCUUUAGAAAAAUUACUCUAUAUAUAUAGUUGUAUGUGCUAGCUUAUAAUUGCAUAACGUUAAUUUGGUUACCCAGUUAUUCCAUAUAAAUCAUUUCUUCAUUCUAUACAUUUGAUUAUUA
Molecule: messenger RNA, 576 nt
Organism: Pyrus x bretschneideri (Chinese white pear)
Lineage: Eukaryota; Viridiplantae; Streptophyta; Magnoliopsida; Rosales; Rosaceae
Product: VQ motif-containing protein 1-like
Exons: 1
Coding region: 106-450 (114 amino acids)
Source: RefSeq, a predicted model, not a curated record